GCGCCGAGCUCCGCCGAGGCGCCCGCGAUGGCCCGGCGCGGCUAGGGCGCGCGGCGCGGGGAGGACGCCAGGGCGCGGCGGGGCGGGCGGCGACCCGAGCGAGCCCCAUGCCCCGCGCGGGCUGAGCCGGGCCCGACAGGUCCCGCUGGAGCGACAUGAUGGUGGAAUCUGCCUCGGAGACAAUCAGGUCGGCUCCGUCUGGGCAGAACGGCGUGGGCAGCCUCUCUGGGCAGGCGGAUGGCGGUGGCGGGACUGGGGCUGCAGGCACAGCCGCAGGCGGCCCGGGCAGGGACAACGCUGGCGGUAGGGACGCGGUGGCCAGUGCAGACAGCAACGGUGAGAUGAGCCCUGCGGAGCUUCUACACUUUCAGCAGCAACAGGCUUUCCAGGUGGCCCGCCAGUUCCUGCUGCAGCAGGCCUCAGGCCUGAGCUCCCCGGGGAGCAAUGACAGCAAGCAGACCGCCUCCGCCUCUGCCUCUGCGGUGCAGGUGCCCGUGUCCGUGGCCAUGAUGUCACCGCAGAUGCUCACCCCGCAGCAGAUGCAGCAGAUCCUGUCGCCGUCCCAGCUGCAGGCCCUGCUCCAGCAGCAGCAGGCGCUCAUGCUGCAGCAGCUUCAGGAAUAUUACAAGAAGCAACAAGAGCAGCUGCACCUACAGCUCCUUACCCAGCAGCAGGCUGGGAAACAGCAGCCCAAGGAGCUGCCUCAUGGUUGUGCUGUCCUCCUGACUGCGUGGCUCUCGGGGACCCAGCCCCUCCGCUCUCUGUCCUCAGCAUGCACCUCCCCUGCUCCAACUUCUGCCCAGCCCCCACGCCACAGCCUUGUGCUUCCUUCCUGCUGGCCAAGCCAAAGUCCCUGUUCUAAGGCUCUGGGGAACAAGCAGCUGGCCUUCCAGCAGCAGCUCCUGCAGAUGCAGCAACUGCAGCAGCAGCACCUGCUCAGCCUGCAGCGGCAGGGCCUGGUCAGCCUGCAGCCCAGCCAGGCCUCGGGGCCCCUGCAGACCCUCCCACAAGCCGUCUGCCCCACGGACCUGCCCCAGCUGUGGAAGGGCGAGGGUGCCCCUGGGCAGCCUGCCGAGGACAGCGUCAAGCAGGAAGGGCUGGACCUCACUGGCACAGCCGCCACCGCUACCUCGUUUGCCGCCCCCCCGAAGGUCUCCCCCACACUCUCCCACCACCCCCUGCCCAACGGACAGCCCACUGUGCACACAUCUCGGAGAGACAGCUCCUCCCACGAGGAGACCCCUGGCUCCCACCCCCUGUACGGACAUGGAGAGUGCAAGUGGCCAGGCUGCGAGACCCUGUGUGAAGACCUGGGCCAGUUCAUCAAGCACCUCAACACGGAGCACGCCCUGGACGACCGCAGCACGGCGCAGUGCCGGGUGCAGAUGCAGGUGGUCCAGCAGCUGGAGAUUCAGCUGGCCAAGGAGAGUGAGCGGCUGCAGGCCAUGAUGGCCCACCUACACAUGCGGCCCUCAGAGCCCAAGCCCUUCAGCCAGCCUGUGACCGUCUCUGCAGACCCGUUUCCUGAUGGCCUUGUGCACCCCCCAACCUCGGCUGCCGCCCCUGUCACCCCCCUGCGGCCCCCGGGCCUGGGCUCUGCUUCACUGCAUGGUGGGGGUCCUGCCCGGCGGAGAAGCAGUGACAAAUUCUGUUCCCCCAUCUCCUCAGAGCUGGCCCAGAACCACGAGUUCUACAAGAACGCGGACGUCCGGCCCCCUUUCACCUAUGCCUCCCUCAUCCGCCAGGCCAUCCUGGAAACCCCCGACCGGCAGCUGACCCUGAAUGAGAUCUACAACUGGUUCACCAGGAUGUUCGCCUACUUCCGUAGGAACACUGCCACCUGGAAGAAUGCCGUGCGCCACAAUCUCAGCCUGCACAAGUGCUUCGUACGCGUGGAGAACGUCAAGGGCGCUGUGUGGACAGUGGACGAGCGGGAGUAUCAGAAGCGCAGGCCGCCAAAGAUGACAGGGAGCCCCACCCUGGUGAAGAACAUGAUCUCGGGCCUCAGUUACGGAGCACUUAAUGCCAGCUACCAGGCCGCUCUGGCCGAGAGCAGCUUCCCCCUCCUCAACAGCCCCGGCACGCUGAACCCCGGCUCGGCCAGCAGCCUCCUGCCCCUCAGCCACGAGGACAUGGGUGCCUCCGGGGAGCCACUGCCCAGUAACGGCAGCAGCAGCCCCCCGCGGCUAUCCCCGCCCCAGUACAGUCACCAGGUGCAGGUGAAGGAGGAGCCCGCAGAGGCCGAAGAAGACCGGCGGCCGGGAGCCCCCCUGGGUGCCCCCAACCCCAGCACUGUGGGGCCUCCGGAAGACAGGGAGCUGGAGGAUGAGCUGCCUGGGGAGGAGCUGUCCUAAGGGCCCUGGGAGAGGGCGGGGUGAGAGCCCCUGGCCCAGAACCAGGCCUCCCCAACCCCACUCCAAGCCCCCAAACCUCAAGGCACUUCCUGGACUCGAGCAGGGUGGCCUGGGUCAGCAGCCCCCCUGCUACGGACUGACACACGCUUGGGGGCAGGCAUAGUCCCCGUCCCCUCGGGGACAUGGAACCCCUGGUCUGGGACCAGCAGAGGACAUGGGGGGCCCAGACCCCUCCCACCUCCCAGACCCCCUUCAUCCGAACGCCAUCUCCUCGACCACCGGCAGCAGGCCCCUCAAUGCUCUCCCCUGGACAGGGCCCUUGUCUUCAGGCAGAGACCCGCAGGCGGGGCGCCCCUUCCCAGGGCCUGUGCCCGACCGCACCCCUGAUGCGCACAUCCCGACCCGCCCUGUCUGCUGUGAAGCAGGCCCUCUCCGGCUGUGCUCCCCGCCCUGCCCUGUCCUGCCCUGGGCCGGCCAGCAGCAGGGAUGGAGCCAGGCUGGCUGGCUGUCACGAGUGGGGCACAGCCCUUGGGGGCUGCAUGGAGUGGAGCCUCCUGUGUCCCCUCAGCAGGGAGCACGGGGCGAGGCUGGCGCCCGCCACUCACCAACCUGCAGGUACCACCUGGCAGGGCGAGGGAGGCCGGAACCCGGCCUCCUCACAACCCCUGGCCACUGAAGUCCUCCCGCCCUCCCCUUCCCGAGUCCCCAGUUAAACGGAUGACCAAAGACCUUUCUUAUGCCGGAAGCAAAAACCAAAACUUUUUGUUGGCUUUUUCCUUCGUCGCCUCCUGAACUCCCAGCUGCCCAGGCCCCAGGCUGGAAGCCCCUCCUCCACUUAAGUUAUUGUUUUAAACCAAAGUUUACAGUGUCUGUUGGUGGCAAGACCCCCUCCCUCUACCCCUUUUCUGCCCGAAGACCCUGGGACUGGCCCUGCCUGGGGACAAGGAGGUGGGUACAUGGGAGCCACGGUCCCCAGGCCCGGGCUGCCCCAGGGACUCCCUGACCCCUCUCUAGGACCAAGUCCCUGGCGCGCUGGGAGUGUGGACUCCCGGAUUCCAGCAGCAGAGCUGGAAAAGUGAGACUCUGAAGACCCCCUAUGGGGGACCCCAACCUGAGGCCAAGGAUGGGGUGCCAGUGCUCAGAGCACCCUGCCAGGCCCCAUUGCUGAGAAGACCCUUGGAUAUCUCCUGAGAACCCCACGUAUGCCCCUUCACAAGCUGCCCCUCAGAGGCAGGGCCCCCCAUGUACCCCUACCUGUGUCCAUUUGACCAGCACAGAAAUAUUAAACGUCCUCUACUCA
Cavia porcellus (domestic guinea pig) is the source of this 3654-nucleotide messenger RNA. RefSeq names its product forkhead box P4 (gene Foxp4). Gene Ontology annotation, molecular function: DNA-binding transcription repressor activity, RNA polymerase II-specific; RNA polymerase II cis-regulatory region sequence-specific DNA binding. Lineage: Eukaryota; Metazoa; Chordata; Mammalia; Rodentia; Caviidae. The record is from RefSeq and is a predicted model, not a curated record. Bases 156 to 2354 code for a protein of 732 amino acids. The transcript is spliced from 18 exons. Gene Ontology annotation, biological process: regulation of transcription by RNA polymerase II. Gene Ontology annotation, cellular component: nucleus.